Molecule: messenger RNA, 4370 nt
Organism: Lotus japonicus
Lineage: Eukaryota; Viridiplantae; Streptophyta; Magnoliopsida; Fabales; Fabaceae
Product: protein FAR1-RELATED SEQUENCE 3-like
Exons: 6
Coding region: 296-2854 (852 amino acids)
Biological process (GO): regulation of DNA-templated transcription
Molecular function (GO): zinc ion binding
Source: RefSeq, a predicted model, not a curated record
GGGUGUGGAGGAGGAAAGGCAAAGCGUGUAUGGGUUUUGGGUAUUCAACUAUUCAUUCAUUGAUACGACGCUCACAUUCAAUUCAACCUCUUCUUCCUCUCAACUCAAAACCCUAAUUUCCAAUAAUCAAAAAGAGAAAACGCAGCGUUUUGAUUCCACUCACAAUCUCAGGUUCAACCCAGGGUAGGUAAUUCUUGCAAUUUCCAUCAUUGCUUUAAAAGGAUCAGCAUGUGUUACUUUUUGUAGUCCUUUCAAGGGAAGCCAUUGAAGUGCUCUCAUAAUUAGUUACACUAUCAUGGAUAUUGAACCAGUAGAUGAAAGAGAGAACAAUGAUAGACCUGCUUCUGAAAAUGUUGAAUCUGAAAAAGGCCACUUACUAAAUAUGACUGCGAUUGAAAGAGGAAUAAAUAAUCAGGAAGGUGAUGCAUGUAGUAAACCACAAGUGGGCAUGCUGUUCGAAUCAGAAGAUGCUGCAAAAUCAUUUUAUGAUGCAUAUGCAAGGCAUGUAGGAUUUAGCAUCCAUGUUGGUCAAUUCAGUCGUGCUAAGCCUGAUGGUCCAAUUAUAACUUGGAACUUUGCUUGUUCCAGGGAGGUGGUUAAAAGGAAGAAUGUAUCGAGUUGCAAUGCGAUGCUUAGAAUAGAGAGAAAAGAUGCAGAGUGGUUAGUGACAAAAUUUGUUGAGGACCAUAACCAUUCCCUGGCUUCCUCUAGAAAGGUGCAGUACCUUCAACCCCAUAGGCAUUUUACAGGUGCUACAAAAAAUGUUACAGAGACAUUUGAUGCCAGUAAUGAUUCCUAUUUUUCUACGAACGGCAAUCACUUAGAACAGAUUAAUAUAGUUAGGAGUCCCUCUCCAGCUGAAAAAAGUCAUCCAACGAGAAACACUACGCCUUUUACCUAUGUAAAAUCAUCCCAAAAGAGGACCCUUGGAAGAGAUGCUCAAAAUCUUCUCAAUUACUUUAAGAAGAUGCAGGGAAAAAACCCUGGCUUCUAUUAUGCAAUACAACUUGAUGAUGAAAACCGCAUGAUCAAUGUAUUCUGGGCAGAUGCGAGGUCAAGAAGUGCAUAUAAUUACUUUGGUGAUGCAGUAAUUUUUGACACAAUGUAUAGACCUAAUCAAUACCAAGUUCCAUUUGCUCCAUUUACAGGAGUCAAUCAUCAUGGCCAGAAUGUUUUAUUCGGCUGUGCAUUACUACUAGAUGAAUCUGAGUCUUCCUUUACUUGGCUGUUCAGGACAUGGCUAUCUGCUAUGAAUGAUCGACCACCGGUUUCUAUUACCACAGACCAAGAUAGAGCCAUACAAGCAGCUGUUGCGCAGGUGUUUCCAGAAACUCGCCAUUGUAUUUGUAAGUGGCACAUUUUGAGAGAAGGUCAAGAAAGACUGGCUCAUAUUUACCUUGCUCAUCCAUCAUUUUAUGGGAAGCUGUAUAGCUGCAUAAAUUUCUCUGAGACUGUUGAGGAUUUUGAAUCAACAUGGAAGUCUCUUGUAGAUAAAUAUGAUCUUCUUAAAAAUGAUUGGCUUCAAGCAGUGUAUAAUGCUCGCAAACAAUGGGCCCCUGUUUACUUUCAUGAUACUUUCUUUGCUGCAUUUACUUCAAACCAUGGGGUUCGCUCUUUUUUUGAUGGCUAUGUAAAUCAACAGACAACCUUGCCUUUGUUUUUUAAGCAGUAUGAAAGAUCUCUAGAACAUUCUUUGGAAAAAGAAAUAGAAGCAGAUUACGAGACCAUUUGUACCACUCCUGUUUUGAAGACUCCAUCACCAAUGGAACAACAGGCUGCUAAUCAAUACACUAAAAAGAUUUUUGCGAAGUUUCAGAAGGAACUGGUCGAAACAUUCGCGUAUACUGCUAAUAAUAUUGAGGAUGAUGGUGUGGUCAGUAAAUACAGGGUUGCAAAAUAUGAAGACGAUCACAAGAUAUACGUGGUCACAUUAGAUAUCUCUCAAAUGAAGGUAAAUUGCAGCUGUCAGAUGUUUGAAUACUCAGGCAUUCUUUGUCGACAUAUAUUGACGGUCUUCACUGUUACAAAUGUUCUUACCCUACCAUCACACUACAUUUUGAAGCGAUGGACAAGGAAUGCAAAGUCCAGUACCGGAACAAAUGAAAAAGUACCGGAUCCUCUUCACAUUGAAAAUCUCACUUCACGUUUUAAUAGUUUAUGUCAAGAAGCCAUUAAGCUUGCAGAAGAAGGGGCAAUAGCUGUAGAGACUUAUAACACUGCAAUGAAUGCAUUAAGAGAAGGUUCUAAAAAGGUUGAUGUUGUGAAGAAAAAUGUUGCGAAAGUCACACCUCCUAACACUCAAGGUAAUGGAAGCAGUCAGGAAGACAAUAGCAUGGGGAGCCUUUCAUCUAUUUCUGAACUCAUCCCAUCAUUGUGGCCUUGGCAAGAUUCAGUGACACAUCACUCUAAUUGUAAUAACAUUCAGCUUCCUGUUACUGAUCUGAGUCAUCCUAGUUUGACUCCCAUUUCUAUUCACCGUGACGGUGGCCGUCCAGAUAGCACUGUUGUCCUUACUUAUUUCAAGUCUAUGACUUGGGUUGUAGAAAAUAAGAAUUCAAGCCCGUCCAAUAAAGUUGCAGCCAUCACGAUGAAGCUGCAAGAUUACAGCAAGAACCCUUCAAGAGAAACAGAAGUGCAAUUCAGGGGGACGAGGAUGACUUUGGAGCCUAUGUUGAGGUCAAUGGCUUACAUCAGUCAGCAGCUCGCUGCACCAGUCAAUGGAGUUGCUGUCAUCAAUCUGAAGCUUCAGGACACAAAGACAAGUACUGGGGCAACAGAGGUGAAUUUCCUAGUUUCUAGAGAUACACUAGGUUCCAUGCUGAGAUCUAUGACCUACAUCCAGGAGCAGCUAUAAGCGUUCUUCAAGUAAUACAAGGCAUCUAUCAAAUCAGCUGAACCAAUCAUCUUCAAGUGUUGAAUCCUAAAUGAUACAUUCGUUAGUAUUGAAUAAAACUCCACAAUUAAGACCUGCUAUGAGUUCGGAUAGUGAGAGUAGAUUGAAAGUGAAGUGAGGCACAAAUUCACUUAACACCACGUGAGCAGUCAAUUGAAUGUUUCCAGAUAUGUGUGCAACUAUUGUGUGUCCAUUUGGCGAUUUAAUGUGGAGUGGUGUGAAUCUUGGUGUAAUUAGUAAACAUAUGCAAAGAACAGCAUAUAUGAUCUGUAUGUAGCUCCUGAAUCUAGGAUCCAACAACAUGAUUUAAUAGAAGAGAAGACACAACUAUUACCUUCAUGAGGUGUAGCAGAGGAGCCUGACAUUUCUGAAACACUGCAAAUCUGGAUAACAGCCGGUGCUGUGAAACCAUCAUUGUGUGAUUUGUUAAUGUCUUCCUGCUGUAAGAGUUAAGAACUUCAAAUACUAUUCUUGUGUAAAUCCUUCAACAGGUUGCAUAGUGGAAUCUUUAGAUGGAAUAACCUCUUCAUGCUUUGAUUCUGUUUUCUCUCCAAUGGCAUUGUUUACACCCCAAGAACUCUUAUAGCGAGAGUUUGGAGGAAAGCCGUGCUUCCUAUAGCAGACAUCUAUUGUAUAUCCCAUUCUAUCACAAUAGUCAAUAGGUACAAAUUUUUCCAUUAGAAAAACCUCUGCCUCUUCUAUAGUAUCCUCUGCUUCUGCCAUUACCAUAUGAAGAGCUUGCUGCGUUUAUGGCUAUAUGUGUAUCCUCAACUGGUGCCAGUCCAUAUUGCAUUUCAAGUUGCAAUACCUUAGAAAAGACUCGAUUAAGCGGAGGCAAUGGCUUUAUCAACUGUAUUUGUGAUCGAACAACACCAAAAUGUUCGUUAAGCCUCAUCAACAAGAGUGCACGAGGUUGUUGCAUCUCUCCCAUGCUCCAAAGCUCGGAUCAAAACGCUCAGGGUUGGGCAAACUUCCAUUGAGAAACUUGUGCUUGUUCUUCAAAGUCAUGGAUUGCUGCAUUGACCUCUGAAUGGUAAUUGCUCCCUGUGAGUGGUGGAGUCACGAAUUGCUGCAGGAUUUUCGCUAGGGUGAACAUAGAAAUGACUUGCUGGACUCUGUGCAGGAUCAUCCACUAUUGCUGAUUCUCCAUUGGUAAAUAGAGAAAGUUUGGUGAGAAAAACUGUUUUUCUGUUAUUGAAUCAAUCGAAUGAAUUCACUCUGUUACAUUGAGUUCCUUUUACAGCUACAUGUAACUAACAAACUUCUAAAUGAAAACUAAGUAAUAACUAACAGUUUUAAUUAUUACUAGACUAACUGUUUGCAUAUCGUUUCGCGCCGGUGUUAACUCGUGUUAGCACUCACUUCGAGGUAAAAAGUGAACAGAACUAAACUAGUAGUUUGAGAUGAAUGUGCUUUUCACGUGAACUCAACUGCUAUCUAAAUACAUACAAUUCUGUUGAACCCUCAUACUAAUAAA